Vicia faba (fava bean) is the source of this 801-nucleotide messenger RNA. The record is from the annotation of a GenBank genome assembly. NCBI's taxonomy places the organism in Eukaryota, Viridiplantae, Streptophyta, Magnoliopsida, Fabales, Fabaceae.
AUGUCUCGAUUCAGCAACAACCUAAUCGGACUCCUCAACUUCCUAACCCUGCUCCUCUCAAUCCCGAUCCUCGUCAUGGGCGUAUGGCUCCACAAACAAUCCACCACCGAAUGCGAACGCUUCCUCGAGAAGCCAAUCAUCGCGCUCGGCGUUUUCCUCUUGGUGGUUUCUCUCAUGGGAUUAAUCGGUGCUUGUUGCAGAGUUUCGUGGCUUCUCUGGUUCUACCUCCUCGUCAUGUUCUUACUCAUCGUUCUUGUUUUCGCUUUCACUAUCUUUGCCUUUGUUGUUACUAAUAAAGGGGCGGGUGAAGCGGUGUCGAAUCGUGGGUAUAAGGAGUAUAAGCUUGGGGAUUAUUCGAAUUGGUUGCAGAAUAAGGUUACGGAUGGGGGUAAUUGGAAGAGGAUUAGAAGCUGUUUGGUGUCCGGGAAGGUUUGUGACGAUUUUCAAGCCAAGUUUGGGAAAGAUAGUGUUGAACAAUUUCAUACUGAGAAGUUGUCUGCUCUUCAGUCUGGAUGCUGUAAGCCUUCAGAGGACUGUGGUUUUACAUAUGUGAGCCCAACAAACUGGACUCCCGGAACUGUUAAUUCUACCAACCUUGACUGUAAAGCUUGGAAUAACGAUCCAAAGAUUCUGUGUUUCGAUUGCCAAUCUUGCAAGGCCGGGUUACUGCAAAACCUCAAGACUGAUUGGAAGAAGGUGGCCGUUGUCAACAUCAUAUUCCUGAUUUUCCUGGUCAUUGUAUACUCGAUCGGUUGCUGUGCAUUCAGGAAUAACAGGAAGGACAAUUGGAAGAGAUAUUAA